Molecule: messenger RNA, 696 nt
Organism: Lindgomyces ingoldianus
Lineage: Eukaryota; Fungi; Ascomycota; Dothideomycetes; Pleosporales; Lindgomycetaceae
Exons: 6
Coding region: 1-696 (231 amino acids)
Source: RefSeq, a predicted model, not a curated record
AUGUCGCGUAUACUGAGAGCCUUGGCUGGGGCUCAGAGCCUGGGACGCAGCUCGGGAUCUGGAGAUAUUAUGUUCCCAAGCUCGCAGACUCACUUCAUCCGAUCUUCUGAACAGCUACUGCCAGGCUAUUUUAUCCUCCACAAAGAAUCUAUAUCCUUCUUUACUAAAUUAGAACUCUACUGUCUUGACAAGGUAUUAAGAUCUAAACAAGUGCAGUACACAGAUAUGGUAUCGCGUGAGACACGUGCGACAGCUGCGUUGCCGCUGCUAUAUUGCACUUUGCUAAGCCAUGACUUUAAAAGUAGUAUUUCUUUCGUGGGCGGCCAUUGGCGGGUUCAGGUAUUAGCGGGUCGUGACGAAGGAGUGAGGCGGUUCUACUCCGAUGCAAGCAUUUGGACGUCUAUUUGCUUUAUCGAUAGCGGUAUUUCUGAGGUAGAUGGGAGAGAUGAAAUGAUGGCGCACACUUCCAAAUGUUAUACUCUUAACAAGCCUAGAAUUCUUGUGGGCCCUGUGGUUCUGGGUCUUGCCGGCUUUUCGGGGAUUCCGGAAGCCUUGCAACACGUUACAUGUGAGAAUCACCUCUUGGCGCUAGAUACGUUGCAGAGCUCUCAUGGACAUCUCGAAAAUGAGCGAAACGAACUCUGGAAAACUCAGCCUAGUUCACUUUACUGUCCUUUCUUUCUUCCAACUGUCUAG